Molecule: messenger RNA, 1622 nt
Organism: Lytechinus variegatus (green sea urchin)
Lineage: Eukaryota; Metazoa; Echinodermata; Echinoidea; Temnopleuroida; Toxopneustidae
Product: stomatin-like protein 1
Exons: 9
Coding region: 296-1609 (437 amino acids)
Cellular component (GO): plasma membrane
Source: RefSeq, a predicted model, not a curated record
CUUGUUUCCUAGUAGUAUUAUUGUUCUUCGUCAAUGUUACGCGACGCACACGUCUGUUUCUGGCAUGUCUGGAACUCUUGCCCAGUCCUCCCCUAAACAGAUGGAAGACUCCAUAGGACUUGUAGUGAUGGUGGUUUUCUGCGCGAUGCUAACGACAUAUGGGAUGCAUCAGUCUAUGAUGGGCAUGGAAGGAGGAGAUUGCCGUGAAGCAAGACAAAGUCUUGGUGGAGCAUAUCCUGACCGAAGUGGACAGAUUUUUUGAUCUAGAUCUGCGAACAUUGAAUCCUUUUCUACCAUGCCGCGUGUCCAGUACAGCCGACUGCCAAUGGCGGACAGUGCAGAGAGCAGCCCAGCCAAGGAUUCGGUGGCUUUAGACUUCAGCUCUGUACACAACUUCAAGUCUGUGUUCUCAUACAGCAAGGCUGUCCCACCUUAUCUCAAUGAAGUGAAAGAAUACAAGCCUCCAAUCCUAUCCUCUGUAUGCAGUACUGUGGUUGUUCUCUUGAGUUUUAUUUUGCUUCUCUUGACCUUUCCUGUAUCAGGAUGGGUAGCCAUAAAGAUGGUUCAGCAGUUUGAGAGGAUUGUUAUUUUCAGACUGGGUCGAAUGAAAGCACCACAAGGACCAGGAGUGGUUCUUGUCAAUCCUUUUAUUGACAAGUGGCAGAGAGUUGACAUGAGAACUAGAGCCUUCAAUGUUCCACCGCAACAACUGUUGACGUCCAAUGGCGCUGCCAUCUCAGCGGGUGCGAUAGUCUACCACCGCAUCAUGGACGUGGCGCUGUCGAUAGCUUCCAUCCAGGACAUGAACCAUGCCAUGCGGAACCUUGGGCACACCAUCCUCCUCAACCUACUCAGCUCCAGGGAGCUCUCUGCCAUCGAACGGGACAAGGCCCUCAUCAACGCCGAGAUGCAGGAUCUCAUGAACACUGCCACGUUGAACUGGGGCGUGGAAAUCAGCAGAGCAGAAAUUUCUGAGAUCACAGUGAUUCAAGACGCUAUGCCAGCUUCUGUAGACUUCCAGAAGGUGACUGGAGUCCUGGGCCAAGUUGCAGGCCAAAUGGCAGGACAGAUGGCAGCUGGAGCCAAACCUCAAAAAGGAGAGCCGCCGUCGGCCCUUGCAUCCCUCCUCUCCAUGGUAACCGCAUCACCAAACCAAACCCCUGCCCUCACCAUGGCAUCCUCCCCUAACACCUACCACCAACCACGCCUUACCGUACCCCAUUCUGUACCCGUCGCAUCAAACCUGGUGGAGCUGGGGGGUAAUGCUCCAGCCACGCCCGAACAACUCAUCCAGCUGGUCCAACCGGUAUUGGACGAGCAGCUAGUGGAAGAAGUAGGUGCGGUCUUCAAGUUCAACGUGACCGGUGCGAGCGGUGGAGUUUAUUAUCUGGAUUUAGCAAGAGGUGCAGGUCAGGUAGGUGUUGGACUACCCCCUUGCACACCCGAUGUCACCCUAACCAUGUCUAUUGAGGACAUGCGGGCCAUGUUUGAGGGAGAGCUACGCCCCGCUGUGGCCUACAUGUCGGGUCGCCUGGAGCUGGAAGGGGAUAGGAAUAUCGCCAUGACACUGGAGAAAGUCAUCGGUAGAAUACGAGAGGGCCACAGGUGAUUGGGGGAAGCUC